AUGCGGCUCCUAUUCCUGGCGGUGCUCCGGCAGCACACGGGAAACGCAGUCACGGCCCAGCGCGUCCGGGACCAUCUAGAAGCUGCGGGUCAUGUGUGUAUUCUGAAAGAUGCCUUUGACUUUGAAAAUCCAUCUGAAAUCUCAAACUUCAUCAAGGCAGAGAACCUGGAGGCGGCAGUGGCUCUGCAUCUGUACAGAGGAGGCAGACUUUUGCGAGGUAAUGGAAUUCCUUUUGGAAUCAUCUUUGGUGGAACUGAUUUAAAUGAAGAUGUUAACCAGGGAGAUAAAAACAAAGUGAUGGGAAAAGUCCUUGAAGAAGCCAGAUUUGCUGUCGCUUUCACAGAGUCGAUGAAGGAAAUGGCACAAAGACAGUGGCCGCAUGCUAAGGAUAAGAUCUAUGUCCAGAGUCAAGGAAUUGCAACAGUGCCAAACACCGCCAUUAACUGGAAUACUUUUCUUCAGUCUUCAGAGAUUAACCAAAGUGCUGACAAUCUACACAUGUUUCUACUGAUCUGUGGACUCAGACAAGUGAAAGACCCUCUCUAUUUGGUGGAUGCAUUCUCCGAAUGGCAUCAAGAAGAGCCCAACGUUUACAUGGUUAUUGUUGGUCCUGAAGUUGAUCCAGUCUUCACAAGGGAAGUAAAAGCCAAAGUAAAGAGGACCCCUGGGGUACGGCUGAUCAGGGAGAUGGCUCAGGAGGACCUCCAUGCGGUCAUGAAGAAUUGCUUCGCGGUGGUGAAUAGCUCUGUCUCUGAAGGCAUGUCAGCCGCAAUCCUGGAGGCAAUGGAUUUGGAAGUCCCGGUGUUGGCGAGGAACAUCCCCGGAAACUCCGCGGUGGUGAAGCAUGAAGUUACAGGAUUGCUGUUUUCAGACCCUCAGGAGUUUGUUCAUCUGGCAAAGAGACUGGUGAGCGAUCCCGCAUUAGAAAAAAAAAUCGUGGCCAACGGAAGGGAGUACGUGAGAAAGUAUCAUUCGUGGCAGGAGGAGAGACAGACCUACAGGCAGCUGGUCAGGACACUGGAGAGAAACACUGGGGACUAA
Molecule: messenger RNA, 1041 nt
Organism: Rangifer tarandus platyrhynchus (Svalbard reindeer)
Lineage: Eukaryota; Metazoa; Chordata; Mammalia; Artiodactyla; Cervidae
Source: the annotation of a GenBank genome assembly